CGCUUAAAACCCUAAUUUAAUAAUAAAGCUCCGACCUUUUUCGCCCUCUUCUCCACUCCCAUUUUCGCGCUAAUUUACCACCACCACCACCAUGUGGAGGCGCCCCCCAAAUCCCCUCCAUCUCCGCCACCUCCUCCUCCGCCUCCUCCCUCCGCCUCCUCCCCCUCCGUCCCGAUCCCUCUCCACCGCCACCGCUUCCUCCUACUCCGCCGCCGCCGCCUCCGACGUCGCCCGCUCCAUCGCCGCCGAGCUAACCAAGCUCUCCUCCGCCGAUCGCUCAUCCUCCUCCGAGGCGGCGGCGGCGACGGCGACGGCGACGGCGACGGCGGCGCCUCUCGACCUGGACGCGCACUUCUCCCUCCACUUCUCGGACGUGCGCUUCGACACCGCGCUCCUCCGCGACGUGCUCGCCCUCUCCCCCUCCUCCGGCCGCGCCGCCGCCGACCUCUACCGUCACCUGGUCCGCCGCCGCUCCUUCCACCCCUCCGACGCCUCCCUCGCGCUCCUCGUCCACCACCUCUCCCGCCGCCGCGACUUCAAGGCCGUCUCCGCCCUCCUCUCGGAGUUCCGCCCCUCCGCCGGCCCUCUCUCCCUCUCCGCCGCCCUCUCCCGCCUCGCCCGCAGAGAAUGGCGCCCCCCAAAUCCCCUCCAUCUCCGCCACCUCCUCCUCCGCCUCCUCCCUCCGCCGCCUCCCCCUCCUUCCCGAUCCCUCUCCACCGCCACCGCCUCCUCCUCCUCCUCCGACGCGCUCUUCGACGGCGCCGGCGCCCUCGCGUGGCCCCAGCGCGGCUACGGGCCCCGCCUCGACCUCCGGAUCUACGUCUACGACGAGGCCGAGAUCGACGGCCUCCGCGAGCUCAUGCGCGGCAGGGACGGCCGGAUCUCGCCCGAUUCCUGCGUCAAGGGCCAGUGGGGCACGCAGGGUCAACCGCUUCUGCUCUGUUUCUUAGCCUUUCCCCUUUUGUGUGNACGCGGCGGCUUCGAUCUCGGCCCCCCGGCCUACAACUCCAUCCUCGACUGCAUCUGCCGCCUCUGCCGGAAGAAGGACCCCCUCCGCCUUCCUUCCGAAGCCGAGAAGUUCCUCGUCGACAUGGAGGCCACAGGGAUCCCGCGCGAUUCCGAAACCUUCCGCGUGCUCAUCACUAACCUCUGCAAGAUCCGGCGCACCGAGGACGCAGUGACGCUCUUCCGCCGGAUGGGGGAGUGGGGCUGUUCCCCGGAUGCGGACACGUACCUUGCUCUAAUCCGGAGCCUGUACCAGGCCGCUAGGGUUUCGGAGGGUGACGAGAUGAUCGGAUGGAUGAGAUCGGCCGGAUUUGGUGAUCGGCUUGAUAGGAAGGCGUACUUUGGGUUUAUUAAGAUCUUAUGCGGGAUCGAGAGGGUGGAGCACGCGAUGAAGGUGUUUAGGAUGAUGAAGGGGUACGGGCAUGCUCCGGGAAUUAAGACCUAUAAUCUAUUGAUAGGGAAGCUGGCGACGCACAAUCAGGGAGAUAGGGCGAAUGCGAUGUUCAAUGAGGCGGUGGCUCGGGGAGUGCCGGUGACGCCACAGGUGUACAAGGUGGAUAAGAGGUAUGUGAAGGUGAAGAAGGAGAAGAAGGUGAAGAAGAGGCUCACGUUGCCGGAGAAGAUGGCGAUGAAGAGGAGGCGGCUCAAGAAGCUCAGGUUGAGCUUCGUGAGGAAGCCACGAUCCCUAAGAAGAGUUAUUUGAUUGCCAAUUUUGAUCAGAAGAGUGGAGGAAGUGGCUACAUUCCAUGAAUAUCCUCUCACCGGCCUGCACUUGGUGGAUUUUUCCUUUUUCUUUUUUCCCUCCUUUCUUUUGAAUUGUGGAUGGAGAAGCCGAGUGAUGAUUGUAUCAAUGAAAAUGUUGAUUCCUUUUCUGGGUCAAUUUUCAUCAAUACUUCUUUGACAUUAACAGAUCCGAAGAUCUUGCUCCAGGUGAAGUAAACUGGUGCUCCUCCACAGCUUAAAUGCCUUGAGAAAGGUAUUACUUACUGUUGUAUUCCUAACAAAGCUGCAUUUAAUUUACUUCGAUUUCUGAGGUGGUCCUGUGAGCUUGCUUCAUAUGUAUCUAUUUUGGGUUCUAAUUUUUCUGAACAGUAACUUAUAAUCACCUUAAGAAAAGGGUUAUUUGGAUUUU
Molecule: messenger RNA, 2137 nt
Organism: Ananas comosus (pineapple)
Lineage: Eukaryota; Viridiplantae; Streptophyta; Magnoliopsida; Poales; Bromeliaceae
Product: pentatricopeptide repeat-containing protein PNM1, mitochondrial
Exons: 5
Coding region: 92-1708 (538 amino acids)
Molecular function (GO): protein binding
Source: RefSeq, a predicted model, not a curated record